Molecule: messenger RNA, 1104 nt
Organism: Meleagris gallopavo (turkey)
Lineage: Eukaryota; Metazoa; Chordata; Aves; Galliformes; Phasianidae
Source: RefSeq, a predicted model, not a curated record
CCGGUGCCCGAGGACGCGGCGCUGGGGACGGUGGUGGCGCUGCUGAGCGUGUCGGACCGGGACUCGGGGCCGAACGGUCGGGUGCGGUGCGCGGUGCGGCCGCCGUCGCCGUUCGGGCUGGUGGCGACGUUCGCGGGCUCGUACUCGCUGGUGCUGCGGGAGGCGCUGGACCGGGAGCGGGUGUCGGAGUACGAGGUGGAGGUGCGGGCGGAGGACGGCGGGGCGCCGCCGCUGCGCGCCAGCCGCGGGCUGCGGGUGCCGGUGUCGGACGUGAACGACAACGCGCCGGCGUUCGCGCAGGCCGUGUACACGGUGCUGGCGCGGGAGAACAACGCGGCGGGCGCGGAGCUGGCGCGGCUGUGGGCGCGGGACCCGGACGAGGCGGGCAACGGGCGCGUGAGCUACUCGGUGUGGGAGGGCGGCGCGGGGAUGGGCGCGGGCUCGGGCUCGGGGUGGGGCUCGGGGUGGCGUCCGGCGUCGAGCUACGUGUCGGUGGACGCGGAGAGCGGGCGUGUGCGGGCGCUGCGGCCGCUGGACUACGAGGAGCUGCAGGUGCUGCAGUUCGAGGUGCGGGCGGUGGACGCGGGGGAGCCGCCGCUGUGCGGCAACGCCACGGUGCAGCUGUUCGUGGUGGACGAGAACGACAACGCGCCGGAGCUGCUGCCGCUCGCGGGCGGCGGGCCGGGGCCGUGGGCUGCGGGCUCGGCGGCGGAGCCGGGCUCGCGGGCGUCGGGCUCGGCGGGUUCUCCGGGCUCGUCGGGCUCGGCGUCGUCGCCGUCGUGGUCGCUGUGGGCGCGGGCGGCGUGGGGUGCUCCGGCGGGGCAGGUGGUGGCGAAGAUCCGCGCGGUGGACGCGGACUCGGGCUACAACGCGUGGCUGCGCUACGAGCUGCGGGAGCCGCGGGGCGAGGGCCCGUUCCGCGUGGGGCUGUACAGCGGCGAGGUGAGCACGGCGCGGGCGCUGGAGGAGGCGGACGGCCCGCGGCAGAGGCUGCUGAUCGUGGUGCGGGACCACGGGGAGCCGCCGCGCUCGGCCACGGCCACGCUGAGCGUGUCGCUGGUGGAGGGCGGCGAGGCGGCGGUGUCGGCGGCGGGGGCGGGGGCG